CAACCAUCUCCGCAGCGCUCUGAAAUCCUUGCUUUAGAUACACCUGGCAGUCCCAAGUAAUAUCGUUGUAUCUUGUUGGCUGGAAAGCUCUGUCGUAGGCACAAUGCCUGUCAACGCAUUAGUGACUGUGCGAUACGGACCAUAUGAUUCGUGUGGUAUUGUUGAUCACAGGACAUUGCGUCUCCAGGGCCUCCAAGCUACUCUACAGGACAACGGCCAUAGAUGUGUCCUUCAGAAAUCGCUGGACUGGAAUAAGGUGGAGCUUGUUGUCAAUGGAGAAUGCGUUUAUGUGUGCAACAUAAAAGACCUAGAAUUUGGUGGUGAUGGACGACUUGAUGACCUGUGUGAGGCAGCAGUAACAGCAGUCAAGAAUGCUUAUUAAACCGGUGACAGUC
This is a messenger RNA of Sardina pilchardus (European sardine), 395 nucleotides long. RefSeq names its product chromosome 18 C10orf53 homolog (gene c18h10orf53). The record is from RefSeq and is a predicted model, not a curated record. Lineage: Eukaryota; Metazoa; Chordata; Actinopteri; Clupeiformes; Clupeidae. The transcript has 3 exons. Bases 104 to 382 code for a protein of 92 amino acids.